Symbiodinium natans is the source of this 870-nucleotide messenger RNA. Lineage: Eukaryota; Dinophyceae; Suessiales; Symbiodiniaceae. The record is from the annotation of a GenBank genome assembly.
AUGCGCUCAGGACUGAUGCCUCCUGUGCUGGAUUGGAUGAGCUCUGGUAGCCCAGCGCCUCUCCACAGCCUCGUGAAGAUCGAAUUCCCACUCUUUGUAUCUGGGUUGACAAGGCUUGGAUCCCUGAUGCUGGUAUCGGACUCUGUGAACUCAGGCCUUCUGCUGCCCCCUCAAAGCUUUGUGCGCCCAGGCAGCUUGAUGCUGGCUUAUGCGAACAUCCGGCUGGGCUUCAGCUUGUCAGUGCCAGAUCACGUGACCCCCGGCUCGGCCGUACUGUUGCGUUCUUACGUGCGCCUGGGAUCUGCUACGCUGGUCUAUGGCACCACGCAGCCAGACCUUCCUUUGCCAGCUUUGGAUCACAUCCAAUCUGACCUACCUUUGCUGUUGCAUGGGCUUGUUCGGUUUGAGCUUGUGAUGCUUGUGUAUGGAGUAGGCCGACCCGAGCCUUUGCCGCCAAUCUUGGAUUUUGUGAGCCUUGGACCACUUAUGUUUCCAAGAACUUUUGUAUGCAUCGGGCCAAUCUCGCUGGCGUUCGGCGUGGCGAGACUUGGGCUUUUCUUGCUUGCUCUGGAUCUUGUGUCAUUGGGCAGCGCACCAUCCUUGAGGCAGUUUGCGUGCCUUGGCCUGGCACUUUCGACUUACGGGACGGUUUGUUUGGGGUCCUUGCCGCCCAUGCCGGACCACGUGACUUCUGGCAGCUUCUUGCUACUGCAUGGCAUGGGCUGCAUGGAAUUCUUUACUUCCGUCUUUGGGUUGUCUUGCUCAGGGCUGAUGAUGCCAGCCUUGGACUAUGUGCACAUGGCUUCACCGGCCUCGCUCCGCGGCUUUGGAUAUUUGGGGUCUUCGCUGCUUGCCUAUGGCAUGCAGUGA